GUCCAGCCCUGGAGUACGCAGUGACGGUUAGGGCUGCAGGGAGAAGGCACGGCUUUGCUCUGGCUGUUGUCCUGCAGGUCAACUGGUUUCCAGCAGAGGGUGGUAAAGAGCCAAAGGUGGUCCUCACUUUCAGCUGUGGCCCUUUCAGUGGUGACCAGAAAGCGAGGCUUCCUGAACUCCUGUAUGGGUUUAGCAGUCGUGCGCCAUCAGUCACUGACUUAUCUAUCUAGCCAAUAAAAAGACUGCUCUCAGUGAAAGAGCGCUAUAAUUCACUCGAAAUACUGACUCGGUUUACUGUAGAACUCAGGGGCUGCAGGUUCAAAGCUGUACCCUUGAUCAAGGAGCCCUGAUCUGCUUCAGUAAAAUAAGACACUACAAAUGUGUAUUGUGCAAACACGGAAACUGUCUGCUACGCAAAUAAAUAAGGCACUGGCAGCCCCGCCCAUUUGUGGGAAUGUGGUGUUUCGCUCGGCCAUAAUUGCGUGCCAGUAAUCCGCUCCCAAGGGACCGCAUCUCAGCCUUCAGCCGCCAGAUUUAACUACGGUCGCGAGAAACGGAAAUGGAGGACGCCGUGCACCACAAACAGGCAUAGUGCAGAGAGAACAGGGACCAAAACGGGCUGUUUCACUCGCGGUCACAAACGAAUUAGUCUAUAUUUUCAUCAGAGAAACAUCAACUUCUGAGUAGUUUCACGCAGAAGAAACGCAUUUCUCUGAAGUGAAUGUACUGGUAUUCAUUGUAGUGAACAGGACUGGAAUAUAUUUUCCUGGAAUGGAUCGAUCUGAAUCAGCUUUAAAAUGUAAGCAACCCAAAAUCAUUAGUUUGCCCCUAAACAGAGAAGGCGUGUUAUUGUGGAAUACUCAUAGAGUUCUGGAAGGCUCUUUUGACUGUUUUCCUCACUCAGUCAGCAGCCACAAAGAUCAGCACAUUGCGCAAGGCCUUCCUUUCCUGACAUGAAGGUAAAGACGGGUCCGUUAACCGUGAAAUGCUCAGGCCUGGUCAAACGUCACUUACGUAAUGUCAGUAUCAGGCUAAUCCAUGCCCUGUAGAAAGUAAUAGUCUCUAGCUUCAUCGCACACUUCAAACGGCCAGUCGCCGAUUUCUGAGACUACGUGCAAUGUUUUUUUCUCUCUCCCAAAAGUCGCCCAAAAAUGUCUGUUCAUUAUAGGUCAAAGUUUAUCGCAAAGAAAAGCAGAAGUUGGCCGUUCGUUUAGGUGGGAAAACACCAUUCUAAAAUUACAUAAAGUGUUUCAGAGAAAAUACUGCAAGAAAGUAGCCUACUGUAUAGGACUAUAGAAUGUUGCAGUAGCUGUAGCACAAUGAGUGAUAUAAUGAUUUAAAUAUUUUACAGAAGUGUAACUAUGCUAGUAUGCUACUCUGUUAUGUAUGCAAUAUAGGCACUCAAUACAUAAACAGUAAUGAAAUUUCCUUUAGUGCUUCAGAGGUCAUAUCAUUAGGCUACUAUUUAUGUAUUACGUGCUUUAAUAAUUGAGAAAUUAAUAUAGUUACACUACGUCUUUCUGCAUUGUUUUGCUAACAGGACAACUUUCCCCGAUUUCUUAUCUCCAGUUGCUGUUCGUCAACUCGAGAACAUUUUCUGCACUUGGGAACUGAGUUUGAGAUUCCUUUUUUAGUAUCCUGGGCUCAGACUAGGCAGUUUGUAUUUGAAUGAAAAUAUUUCGCGUGAGGCUUGUUACUUGAAUGCACUUUGGAAUUCAAACCGAACUCUUCUCUCCCUGACGCAGUCUCAACCGUCGUAGUCAGUCUUGGAGAUUAAUUGUGGGAAUACGUGCGUACACGCUUUGUUAUCCGAGAGGUCGCUCGUUUUAUUUCAAUAUAAAGGCGAGGAUUGGACAAGACUGUGCAGUUACGAGGCUAUUUAUUAAAUUUCCUCCUGCAUAUUUUUUGUUGCCCGGUUUUAAUAACGAUCACAAUUUCUGCGGUACAAACGAUGCCAGAAAUUACAUAGUUAAAAACUAUCACAGUCCACAAAGAGGCGAUGCGUGAGCACGUAAGGGGCGGGACGCAGGCGCAGCGCAAGCAACAACGUGAUCCAUCAGCUGCGGCGCCGUGUCAACUGUUCCAACACAAUCCGGUCCGCCCCGCGAGCCCUGAACCGCUACAUGCGUAUUAUCCAUCACACACUGCUCCUCCACCGGAUAUCGGAGACCGCCGACCGCUCCUGCAAUGAAGAAAGGCGCCAUGAAUUAACCACACCAUAGAAACCUCAAGAAAUCCCCCCAAAACACAGCCAGGUGUGUGAAGGUGGAGGGUGAGCGUUGCUGUGGGUGUGGUGAUGGUGCUGGACCCCGGUGGAGGCUGCGUGGAUCGGGUGGAGGGGGAGGGCCUGGUCAGGGACGGGAUGGACGCCCCGGAGCCGGACCCCAAGCCCGGAAAAACCAGGACCAGGAGCCGAACCGGCAGCAUCCAUAAGAGAGAGACCCCGUCCCACAACGGGCCACGCCCUAGCCCCAGGGAUGACCCGGAGCGCGGGGGGUCCGCGGGGGUGGGGCCUUCGAGGGCGGGGCCGAUGGGGGCGGGGCCUCGGCCCGAACUGCGCCGCCCCCUCAGCCUGGAGCUGAAGCCGGCCCGGUGGCGCGGGGCGGAGCCAGAGGAGAGGCGGGUCCAGCAGCCGCCCUGGAGGAGCGGCCGGGCCCCCUGCCCCCCCGCCCGCAGCCUGACCAGCCCCGGCUUCAUGCGCCGCAGCGAGAGCAUCUGCGCCAUGAGCGGGGGGGCGGGGGGCGGGGCCGGCCGGGGCCGCAUGCGCCCCGCCACCUCCCUGCCCCACAUCGCCCGGGUGGGCGGGCCCUCGGCCCUGGCCUCGCCCUCGGCCGGCACGCCCCGGGGGUCCUGCCUGCUGGUGGCCCUGCGCCCCGUCAACAUGGAGGAGGAGCGCCGCGCCUUCUUCCAGUCCGACUUCCAGUACGAGCCCCAGUUCCUGUACACCUCCCCCGAGCCCAGCGCCGUGCUCGACAAGUACAGAGAGGGCUCCGACCUCUUCCUCACACAGGCUGUGGGGAUCAUGGAGUGCGUGCUGAGGAAGUUUGGCUCGUAUGAGAGCUUUGAGGAGGCGACGGGGGGGCCGCUGCUCCCUAAGAGUCGGGUGUGGGCGGCGGCGCGGAAGUACCUGCAGAAGGAGGGCUGUGUGGGAGAGGUGGUGGUGUGCCUGUCGGAGGAGCUCCUGUCUCAGGCGGUGAUGACGGUGGAGAGCUGUCGGCCGACUCUCACCAUAAACCUGUCGGGGGCGCGGCAGCACUGGCUGGAGGGCAUGCUUCGGCACGAGAUCGGCACGCACUACCUGCGCGGGGUGAACAACGGCCUGCAGCCCUGGGGCAGCGCGGCGGGGCGGAAGCGCUUGGGCCUGAGGCCGGCCAACCCCACGGAGGAGGGCCUGGCCAGCCUGCACAGCGUGCUGCUGCGGAAGCAGCCGUUCCUGUGGCGCGCGGCGCUGCUGUACUACACGGUGCACCACGCGGCGCGCAUGAGCUUCAGCCGGCUCUUCAGCCACCUCGCCCGCUUCGUCCGCGACCCCGCCGUGCGCUGGGAGUACUGCAUCCGCGCCAAGCGCGGCCAGACCGACACCUCGCAGCCCGGCUGCUUCAGUAAGGAUCAGGUCUAUUUGGACGGAAUCCUAAGGAUUCUUCGACAUCGGAGAGACAUCGACUUCAAGAUGCUUGCCUCUCUGGGCAAGGUGUCUUACGAGGAUGUGGAGCGUCUCCGGCACCUGGCAGUCCUCCAUAAGACCAGAAUCCCUCACUUCAUGCAGGACCAGGAGCGGUACCUGCAGCAGCUCGAUCACAUCGUCGCGGUCAACGAGCUGGACGACUCGCAACUCUGCGAGCUCAUCCCCUGAGCUCCCAGACACACCUGGACUUUAUUAACACACCUGGACUUUAUUAACACACCUGGAUGUUAUUAACACACCUGGACUUUAUAACCACACCUGGACUUUAUAACCACACCUGGACUUUAUAACCACACUUGGACUUUAUAACCACACUUGGACUUUAUAACCACAUCUGGACUUUAUUAACACACCUGGAUGUUAUUAACAAUCCUGGACUUUAUUAACGCACCUGGACUUUAUAAUCACACCUGGACAUUAUGCACUUACAUGGCCAAUGAGUAUACACCUUGAUAUUCUGUCCACACCUGGACCCAAUAUCUAGAACUGGUCUUUUUUACGUGUCUGAAAUGCCGACAGCCUGAAAUCAUAUCUGUGCCCGAAUACCAUACUUAUACCUCUGAUGUCAUAUCUAUGUGCUGACAUCAUAACUUCACCAUGAAUGCCACUUUUCUUCCUCCCCUGAUGUAAUGGAUCCGUUCCAUCCGUCACGGACUAAUGUGUACAUUCUGACAAUCUCACAACCUCUAUUUACACUGUGCACGCACACACGUACACACACGAGCAGCACCCAAAACACGUACACAACCCCUAUUGCGUCCACUGUAAUCACGGUUCUUAUUGAAUUGCAAUUAGCUAUUUAUUUUAGCUUCUUAAAUAUUUCUUGCCAAUCUAUAGCUGUGUAUUUAUGCAAGUGUAUAUUUAUUUUUUAUUUAUGUAGCCAUUUAUUUUUUUUAGAGGAAAAAUACCAAGAGAAACCUUUCCUCUGGAUGUAAGGAAUGUUCCAGAUAUUAGCUUUAUUUUCCCCUCCGUGGAGUGGAUUUUUAAAGGCCUUAGAUAAUACCGAAGUGAAAAUAUCUGUUACAGCACCUUGCGGUCAACCAUCUGGGCCAGUUACUACGGAAACUCCUGGUCUCAUUUUUUUAUUGCUACUGCUUUGUGACUGUUCAUGUUUUUUUAUAUGUGAUGCUUGAGCAACCUCGCGCGGGUGGCUCUUCAGCAGAGGACCUGGUCGUGUGGUCGUGCUGUUGCUUCAGUGCGUUUGUGUUGUCGCGCUAAGCGAAGGAACUUCAUGCCUUAACAAGCCUUCAGUGAAGACAGCAGAACGAGACGGGUUAUGUAAUGGAGAAAAACUGGAACUGAAUGCAGAGUACCAGUGAAGGAGAGGUAAAGAAGAAGUGAAAGGUGGCGGAAGCGUGCAAGGAAAGGACGGAGAGAGAGAGAGAGAGAGAGAGAUGGGUCAUAGAGUGAAAGAGGCUUUAUGUAAUCUUGGUGUGAAGAGCUCGACUCAGAGACUGACAGGAAGUCAAAGACAGGAAGUCCCACCGACUCAGUGAAGCUGCAGCAGAUGUGAUUGGAUGAUAGAAAGGGAAAUGUGAAAGCAAGCUCAGGCCAUUGGCUCAGAGGAGUUCUGAAAUGUAGCAAGCCUUUUAGCUAGCAUCUUGAAGAAAUAAACAAAUGAAACCAACAAGGAGAGAAGAGAAAUGUCACUAGUUUACCCCACAGGCGAAACAUAGACACUAAUUAAAUAUCCUCACAGGAGUGUGAUGACCUGAGAGGCAGGCCGAUCUUAGCAGAAUAAUAUUACCCAGCAGGCUCAGGCUCCUAGCCUUGUGUGUGCCACAGACCCACCACACUUUCUCCCUCUUUCUUUCACCCUUUCUCUUUCUCCUCCUGCGUCUUCAUCAGACGGUGUAAAAGAUAACGGUGAGGUGUUUAUGUGUGAGGCGGUUCUGUGGUAGGGCUAGUAGGGGGCUGGGGGGAGUGGAGGGUGGGGGGGGGAGUUGUGCCUUUUCAGCCGAUGGCUCCUGAUGUAGUCAGUAGUAGCUCUUUGUAAUUCACCUCAUUAGCGUACAGUAUAGACACGCUCGACGGGCGUGUGUGUCGGUCACCGUAAUGUUAUUUUUUAUCUGCAUGAAUGUUGCACAAUUUGUGUUGUUUUUCGAUGACUGGAGCCGUUUCCAGUGUGCUGAUAAAACCACUCUCUGAACCCAA
Molecule: messenger RNA, 5839 nt
Organism: Anguilla anguilla (European eel)
Lineage: Eukaryota; Metazoa; Chordata; Actinopteri; Anguilliformes; Anguillidae
Exons: 7
Coding region: 2297-3853 (518 amino acids)
Source: RefSeq, a predicted model, not a curated record